Messenger RNA from Neodiprion fabricii, 2913 nucleotides. Its product is annotated as G-protein coupled receptor Mth2-like. The record is from RefSeq and is a predicted model, not a curated record. Gene Ontology annotation, cellular component: membrane. Lineage: Eukaryota; Metazoa; Arthropoda; Insecta; Hymenoptera; Diprionidae. Bases 761 to 2368 code for a protein of 535 amino acids. Gene Ontology annotation, biological process: G protein-coupled receptor signaling pathway; cell surface receptor signaling pathway. Gene Ontology annotation, molecular function: G protein-coupled receptor activity. The transcript is spliced from 5 exons.
UGUGUCAUGUUUUUUAAAUUUUUGCCAAAAAGUCUAAUAAUUGCAGGAACACUAUAAUCGUAAUAAACGAAACAAAGCAGGAGAGGACGAUGUAAACGAUAUAAAUUCAAACUUUCAUAGCUCAGAGAAACAAAUCAGAAAAAUCGCACAAAUAACGACUUUUACUAAGUAUGAUAAUUAGCCAGAACUAUGUAGUAAUGAAUGUUCAGGAGAAUGAUCUUUACGGGAAAUGUGGAACGUCUGAAUGAACCCGUAAGAAGAUAUCUCUAAACAGUGGGAGUACUCUUGAGUACACAGCUCUUGACCUCUGAGAAUCAUCGUAAAUCGGCUACUAUUGGAACAAAGCUAUAAUAUCAACGCACGCAACGAGUGAGCAUCGCUAAUCACAUCAAUGCAGACCUGAAGGCUUAGAGUGUGAACAGGUUCCACUGCGAAGUGAUUGGCGAAUAUUUGUGCUCGUGUAUUGUGGUCUCCUCUUAUCGGUCAAACACUAAGUUAUAUAGUAGCGUCAGAAUCCAUCAUAGGGUCAGUUUCACCAGACACUUUAUACCCGCAAACGAGUGUCGUCGACAUCCGCUCGGGCGGUGGUACAGGAUUGUAAUUUGUCCUCCUCGUUCGUCAGUUUCUUCUUAUUCCGGUAUCAUGGUUCCUUUCCAUUCGUUAUGAAGCACAGCUCACGUAUUUCCUGAUUACCAGUGUGAUUCUUCGCCGCAAAGUGUCAAAUGCCAGCGUUGUUGUCUGGCCGCGUACGUGGAACGAAAUGGAGCUUCGACUGUCCGGUCGCAUCAGCGUUCUGCUCCUGGUCGCGUUGUUAGCCGACGCCAACAGGAGGACCUGCCCUCCCGGGGGUACCGUCAGCCUGACAAACGCGCGGAGGAACGACUCGGGAUUCCUGGCCGAGUCCGGCGAGUUCUUUCCUCGAGAUGUCGUUUGGGAAGACGACGGCACGUGGAGCGGCUGCUUCUGCGACCUCAAACCUUGUUUGCCCCUCUGUCCACCGAAGAACGCCACCACGCAGGACACGGAGACCAUGGAGAUCGACUACUCGGCGAUGCCUCCCGUCUACAACCCCAAUUUCGACCUCGACGAAAGUCUCCGGUUCGAGCAGAGGUUCCACGUUAUCUUAUCGCACCCGUGCCCGGGGAUUGAGAUGUACUUUUUGAACCCGUCAAAGCAUCCGAACGACGAGUAUUACCUCAUGGCAAACGGAUUGUUGGUCAUGCCGAAGGUGCAAGACUCCUCGCAGACGAUUGUCGACGCGACGAGUUACUGCUUUCGACUGAAGCGCAGCUCGUCGAUUUACACUCCGAGGCUCUGUGAAGCAGCGGAUCCUAUCCCUAUUAUGGACCCGAUAAGGACCGCGAACUACGUCGGAGCCCUCGUGUCCGUUCCCUUCCUUCUCGCGACUAUCUUCGUUUACUCCGUCAUCCAGGAGCUCAGGAACAUCCACGGCACUACUCUCAAAUGCUAUUUGGCCAGCCUCGUCAUCGGCUACGUGGCCCUUGGUAUCGAUCGCAUUCCAAAUCAGACAAACUUCAUCAACGAUGUUAGCGCAAUUUGCCUUUUCCUCGGAUUCAUCAUCUACUCAUCUUUUCUUGCCAGUUUUUGUUGGCUGAAUGUCAUGUGCUUCGACAUUUGGUGGAGAUUCGGUGGCUACGGGCCGCUAAGGAGUAACGGAAAUAGCGGCGACCGUAAGAAGUUUAUCAGGUACUCGAUUUACGCGUGGGGAUGUCCAAUCCUGUUGACUACCAUUUGCAUCGUCAUGGAAUUCGCCGAUGUUGGAGAAUCAACGAUCAAGCCAGACUUCAGGUCAAACGGUGGCUGGUUCAGAACCAAGUAUACCGCGAUAUUGUACUACUACGGUCCGGCUGGCGUUAUGAUAACCACCAACAUUUUCCUCUUCAUUUUAACAUCUUUGAAGAUUCUCGAACAUAAAAGGAACGUGAAACCUCACCUGAACAGCGGCGAUAGCCAAAGACACGACGAAAACGAGCAGUGGUUCAGCUUGUACGUGAAGCUUUUCGUAGUGAUGGGGAUCUGCUGGUCGACGGAGGUGAUUUCGGGGAUUUGGGAAGGGCCCAGGCACAUCUGGUACGUCACGGACAUGGUCAACGCGCUCCAAGGGAUCGUGAUCUUUGUCAUUUUCGUCUGCAAAAAGAAGAUUUGCCGCUCGCUGAAGCAGCGCUACAACAGUCUUCGAGUCAUCUGCAAAGGUUGCAUCUUCGAAACAAGAACUGCAGACUCGUCGUCUACCACCACAACCAACGUCAACGAUCCGACCGCAACUGGACAGGUUUCCGUCCGUAUGCGCGAACGGACUCCAGUAUCACCGGAAACUCCAGAAUCGUCCAGUGGCCCACCUUAUUGAGCGGAACGUAAGGCCUGAACUGGGAGUCUACAAGGACAAAGUGUCCAUGCAAUGCAAAUAAAAUCUAGUCUUCAAGUCAAUCACGAAAGACAACGCCGAAAAAUUUUAUACGGUUAUCAUAUACAGUCUACAAUUGCGAUAGUCAAUUUUAUACAUUGUAAGUGUAUAAGUGUUCACUCAACCCUAGGACCCUACGUAUGGGUACCCCACAUAAUGUUUACGACCUGCUAAAAUCAUUUUUGUUACUUCGUUCAAUCGAAUUUAUCACGGUGAAAAAUUCAUAGUAAGUUUUUCUCGCAUAUACUAUUCCAUUCUUCAGUAUUUCAGCUUUCGAAUGAAACAAACAGAACUCAUCUACAACAAACAGUCCGUUGGCAACGUUCAUUUUAAGUUCUAAGAUACGCGUAACCCCUGUGAAGAUUAUUUGUUUCGUUCAGAUAGUGUAGGAUCCCGGAGUUACGAUGAAUACCAUCAAGUUUUUACGCAAACUGAUAUUUGCUCACAACAUUCUUCUAGAGAAAUGAAUUCGCGCAGUUAUUCUGUAG